This is a messenger RNA of Culicoides brevitarsis, 3473 nucleotides long. RefSeq names its product ankyrin repeat domain-containing protein 12. The record is from RefSeq and is a predicted model, not a curated record. Gene Ontology annotation, molecular function: protein binding. Gene Ontology annotation, cellular component: nucleoplasm. The transcript is spliced from 7 exons. Bases 823 to 3354 code for a protein of 843 amino acids. Lineage: Eukaryota; Metazoa; Arthropoda; Insecta; Diptera; Ceratopogonidae.
CUAUAUCCCCCAUGGUAAUUGUUGACGAGUGAGAGAGGUUUUUAUGCCCAGGCAAGAGUCGCGUAACAGUUUUCGAAUUCGAAUCUAAACUCUUGCCCGGGCUUUUCCUCUCUCACUCCGUCUUUCUCUCUCUAAGAUAAGCAAGAAACAACUACAAACAAACAAGAAUGAUAUAAAAGACAGAACAAAGAAAGCACAUGGGUCAUUAAUAAUCAAAUCGCCGUAAAAUAAAAAAGUUUCUUGCAUUCAUCGAAAAAUUCAAGUGUUUUUAAUUUUUAAAACUUUUAAGUGUUUUAACAUUGGUAGCAGAGCGAAAAAUAAAUCAUCUACGGAAUCUGGAUUUUAGCACGUGGAUGGAAAGUCGUCGUCGUUUGAAUUUUUAUUAAGGAAUUUUAUCAAAAUGAUGGGGGCGGAAACGGAAACAGAAAACGGUCUUGGAACACCUUAACAUAAGUUUCAUUUUUAAAUGUCAAAAUGCUCAAAUUUUGAUUUUUGAAAAAAAAAACUUAAAAAAAUGUUUAUUUUGAACCAAAAUAGCAUUUUAUUUCCCGGGCGAAAAGGAUAAAUCGCACAACUAACAUUUUUAACAAACUGAGAAAAAUCGAUUUAAAGUUUUUUACGGUUUUUGAGCUGUAAAAAUUUUUAAAAAACUAUUUCUUCAUUUUUAAACUUACAAAAGUAAAUAAUUGGCUUUAAAAUUAAACUUUUAGAAAAAAGAGAUUAUAAUUAUCAAAGGGAGAUUUUUUUAUGUUAGAAAAAGCCGUAUUUUUCAGUUGAAUAACAAUUAUAAAAUUCUCUGUGAAUAAGUAUGAUGUAAAGGCAAUGCCAGCAACUUCCAAACCCAGAGCAAAUCCCAGUUCGUCAAGAAGUGGAGUGCCAGCAGCUCCAAUGUCUGAACGACAGCAAAUGGCAUUAGUGAUGCAGAUGACAUCUACAUCGCAAGGUGAGUUAAGUCCAGGAUCACAUGCACCAGCUAGAUCUCGUGAUAGAAAUGAACGCGGUGAAACUGCUCUUCAUGUAGCAGCAAUUAAGGGAGAUCAUGAAAGUGUUAGAAAACUAUUGGACCAAGGAAUGGAUGCAAAUGUUACUGACUUUGCAGGAUGGACUCCUUUACAUGAAGCUUGUAAUCACUCACACUAUAGUGUGGCUAAUAUAUUAAUCAAAGGAGGUGCUGAUGUCAAUGCUAAAGCUUUUGAAGAUACUACACCACUACAUGAUGCUGCCUUAGUAGGGAAUCUUAAAUUAGUGAAAUUGUUGAUUGAAAAAGGUGCAGAUCUACUUGCGAAAAAUCGCAAGGGCAAAACUCCUUGCGAUAUGGCAUCAUCAGCUGUUUAUAGUUACAUGAAUCAAGCUAAGGAAACUGCGAUGAAUCGUUGUGGUCAACAAUUAAAAAAGGUAGCUGCUGCUACAUCCAAUUCUGAUACAACAAAAAAGUCUUCAAAUACAUCUGCCAGUGUCUCCGAUGCAACGGAAAACAACGUUAAUAUUAUCGGUAUAAACAAUACCUUUGCUAAUACUGCUGCAAAAGAAGACAAUGAUGUAUAUGAGUUUGACACAACUAAAGAUUUAAUAAAUCAAAAUCAGGAUGAAAAUAUUGAAGAAAAAUCUGAACACUUAAUUGCAGCAUUUAAUAAAAUCUCUGAUGAUCAAAAACAUAUAGAAAAUGAAACUGCAGGAACAAUGACUAAUGCAAAUUCAAAUCCGGACUCUUGUUCAAAACGCACGUAUAUAGAAAUAGAGGGAAAUGAAGAUCAAUUGAGUUUAAACGAAAGCGAUGAUAUUAAAAAAAAGAGGCGAAAAGAAAUAGAAUCAUGUGGAAACAAUAAAGAAAUUCUAGGAACGUCGGCAAAGGUAGGUUGUACUGUACGAGUCCCUGUAAAACAAGAAAAAGUCGGAAAAACUCCAGGUCCAGCUUGUAAAACGAUUCAUUCAAGUGGCAAAACUACAAUAACAAAUGACGUAAAAAAGAGUCCAUGUUCAAGUCCUAAGUUAACAACAACAUCAAAGUCUUCGGACAGCGACAAUGAACUAGAAGAUGGAAGUAUUAAUGAUGGACCAAAGGUACCACCUCUGAAAAUUGUCAUACCGCAACAUGCAGGAGAUACUGGAGAUUUAGGAAAUUUGAGAAAUGGAAAAAAUUCUUCAACGAGGAAUCAUCCAUAUGUGGUAGCUUCAAACAGCAAUGAAUCGACAGCCGACAAAGAAAGUUCGAGCUCUCGGUGUAAUAGUCCUGUUGACCCUUUAAAAAAUGAUGAAAAAUCUGACAAAAAUUUGACAGAACGUCCGCCACGUGUGCUUCGAAGUUCACAUCGCACUGGUGGACAAAGUAGUUCUUCAGCAGAUCGCAGUUCUAAUAAUUCUUCGCCACAACCUCAUAACAACAGCUCUACUCCUUCACCCGCACCACAAAUUAAUGAUGAAAAAGGCAGCAAUAGUCAGCAAAUUGCAAGUCCAACGACACAAUCCAAUAAUGUAGAAAAUGAGAAAGAACUAAAUACGCAUUCCCUAAUUACUUUGAACAACACGAUGCAUCAAUCAACAGUGAAUUCUAACGAAUUGCAUCCACGUAAGAGAAAAAUUAAAGCUAGUAAAGAACAGCAACAAACUAUGGCAUCUAUUCAAGAUACGAAAUUCGAAGAAAAAGCUUCGGAUAUGGAAGUUCAUCCGCAUGAUCAACCCAUUACGAACUGCUAUCAAAUGUACAUAAACUUGCGAAAACAAAUUGAUCGUAGGCUUCGUUCUCUAUUCCCUGUUCAACCAAAACCUCCGCAAGGAUUUAAGGACUAUUUGCUAAAUCGUAGAACUUAUGUUUUGCACGGUAAAACUACAGAUCAAGUAAUUACAAUUCCAUCUUCAAUUCAUACAUCAAUGAAAGAACUCUUUGUGACACAAGAAAAAGAGCGCUAUAAAUUGAAAAUGCAACACAUCGUGGAAAAAGAAAAAUUGGUCUUAGCCGUGGAACAAGAGAUUUUGAGAGUGCACGGAAGAGCUGCCAGAGCACUAGCAAACCAAUCAUUACCAUUUUCAGUAUGUUCUAUAUUAAAAGAGGAAGAAGUUUAUAAUGUAAUUACUCCAGAACAAGAGCAAAAAGAUUUGAACGCACGAUCUCGAUACAAUGGAAGAUUGUUCUUAAGUUGGUUGCAAGAUGUCGACGAUAAAUGGGAAAAGAUAAAGGAAGCUAUGCUAUUACGGCAUCAUAAUGAAGCAGAAAGCCUUCAUGCAGUUCAAAGGAUGGAUUGGGAAUGGAAAUUAAAAGAAUUAUCACUGUGUGAAUGGAAAACUAAGCCAGAAAUUGAUGAAAUCAUUGUUCCUCAGGUACACGUUAGUGACGACUUCGAUCUGCUACCCGCUUAAGAACUGAUGCGAUGUAAUUUUUACAUACCUUUCUGAAGAUUGAUAAAAAAAAAAUACAGAAAAUUGUCAUAGACAAUUAAGCAAAUAAAAUAAAAAUAAAACAAAAACAUUUUAGUACA